Molecule: messenger RNA, 1910 nt
Organism: Punica granatum (pomegranate)
Lineage: Eukaryota; Viridiplantae; Streptophyta; Magnoliopsida; Myrtales; Lythraceae
Source: RefSeq, a predicted model, not a curated record
CCCUUGCCCACACAUUGAAGAAAUCCUUCCUCCUCCUCCGUCACACUCUUUCUUUUAAUUACUCAAUCACGGUCAAUCCCUCAUAUCAGAGAGAAAACGAAAGCAAGAAAAUCAAUAAGAUGGUCGCAGCCGCAGAGUCUCCACCGUACCUGAAAGUGCCACAGGUAGCAGAGGAGCUGAAAAGGACAGCCGACAUAGCCGUUCCCGGACUGGCGGCUGGCCUUGUGGGCUACAUCAGGAAUCUCGUGCUUGUGGCCUGCAUGGGUCGGCUCGGGACUCUCGAGCUUGCUGGCGGCGCCCUCGCCAUCGGCUUCACCAACAUCACCGGUUACUCUGUUCUAUCGGGGCUCGCCAUGGGGAUGGACCCGCUUUGCAGCCAGGCUAUCGGCUCUGGCAACUCCAAGCUGGCCCGCCAUACACUGUGCCAGACCAUCCUCAUGCUUCUCCUUGCCUCGGCCCUGAUCGGCCUUUUAUGGGCCAACCUCGAGCCGUUAAUGCUAGCCCUCCGUCAGAGGCCAGAUAUAGCUAAUAUGGCGGGUGUCUACUGCCGUUUCGCCCUGCCUGACCUCGUUGCCAGCAGCCUCCUCCACCCGCUGCGUAUAUACCUCCGCAGCAACGGAGCGACAUGGCCCUUGAUGUGGUGCACCCUUUUUGCAUCGCUUUUGCACGUUCCGACAGCCGUAUUCUUAUCCUUCACUUUACGCCUUGGGGUCCCCGGAAUCGCAAUAUCCAACUUUAUCACCAACUUCUGCAACGUCCUUUUCCUAGUAUUAUACCUUUUCUCCAUAAGCACAAUUUCCCCCGAAGUAGAUUCAACAUGGGCCGGCUGUCAAUGGAAAUCGAUGAAUCCGUGGGCGGCACAAGAUAGUAUUGAUCUUAAACUCGUCGCAACUUAUGAGCCUGAUAGUGACACAGUCCUGACACCAUUAGUGUCCGAUCAUUCCAGCACUUGUGCGGUUAUGGAGGACUGGAAACGGCUGCUGGGGCUAGCGAUUCCGAGUUGCCUGGGAGUGUGCUUGGAAUGGUGGUGGUACGAGUUCAUGACCAUCCUCGCAGGCUACCUGCCCAGCCCGCACGUUGCACUUGCCACAGCCGCAAUUGUCAUACAGACUACAUCACUUAUGUACACACUCCCAGCAGCAUUGGGCGCCUCCGUCUCCACCCGGGUCGGGAGCGAGCUCGGGGCAGGCCGGCCGCACUUGGCCCGUCUGGCAGCGAUAGUGGCCAUAGGGCUAGCCCUGAUGGGCUCUUCUCUUGGGCUGAUAUUGACAACUCUGGGGAGGCAGGCUUGGACCAGAGUCUUCACCAGUGACAGAGAAAUUCUGGAUUUGACAAUGGCUGUUCUACCAGUUAUUGGGCUAUGCGAGCUCGCGAACUGCCCACAGACCACCAGCUGUGGGGUACUCAGAGGGAGCGCCCGGCCAGGAACCGGAGCGGCAAUCAACUUCUGCUCAUUUUACUUGGUCGGUGCGCCGGCGGCUGUGGCCCUGGGCUUUGUUUGGAAAAUGGGCUUCGUGGGCCUGUGCUAUGGGCUUCUGGCAGCCCAAGUUGCUUGCGCGGUGUCGAUUCUGGUGGUCAUUUACAGGACGAAUUGGGAGAUCGAAUGGGCCAAGGCAAAGGGAUUGGUCGGAAAAUUUGCUGGCAAGGAUGAGGAAGGUCCGGUUAUUACAUUUGUAUGAACAGGAAAAUUAAAUUGGACAUAGGCAGACCAUAGAUAAUAGUCAUUCCUCCAGUAUAAAGCAUCAUAUAUAGUAGUACUAUUUUGUUCAUACACCGCAGUACCUUUGCCUUGCCGCUUCCCUGUUGCUUUCUUGCAGCACACAUCUUGCAUAUAUUUUCAAUGAAGUAUGGCCUGGGAUAGACCUUUGGUGAAAGUUUAAGAUUUCCAAUGAAGUAUGGCCUUCCUUGAA